Armigeres subalbatus is the source of this 2239-nucleotide messenger RNA. RefSeq names its product zinc finger protein 774-like. Gene Ontology annotation, cellular component: nucleus. The transcript is spliced from 4 exons. Gene Ontology annotation, molecular function: DNA-binding transcription factor activity, RNA polymerase II-specific; zinc ion binding; RNA polymerase II cis-regulatory region sequence-specific DNA binding. NCBI's taxonomy places the organism in Eukaryota, Metazoa, Arthropoda, Insecta, Diptera, Culicidae. Gene Ontology annotation, biological process: regulation of DNA-templated transcription. The record is from RefSeq and is a predicted model, not a curated record. The coding region runs from base 313 to 2157 and encodes 614 amino acids.
UAUUAAAAAAAAACUAUCGUCGAUAUUUUACAGUAUUUUGAUUAUUUUUUCUUCCGGUGUAAACUCCUUCGACGUCGUUAUAAAUACCUUAUUUAAAAUACUUUGCGCUGCGUACCGACGCCUCGCGAGAACUCAAUCAUUCUGUCAAACUUGAGAACAACAACAACAUUAUUGUGUUUUAGGAGCGUGGUUUUGGUGGUUUUUUGAAAAAUUUGGAAUAAAAGCCACGGUAAUUGUGUAUGAUAGUUCCGUCAUUUACCACGGACAAAAUUCCGUACCAGUUCUUGGAGAUAGCCGAUAGUUAUUGCGAGAAUGGCAGUCGUGAUAGAGCACUCGGAUGCGUUGUCGGCAUGUCGAAUUUGUUUAGAAGAUCGAACGGAAAUGUAUUCGGUAUUCUCUGAGUUGGAAAAUGGAUCCAUCAUCGCCAGCAUCAUCACAGAGAGCACCGAUGUGCAGAUACAAGAAGACGAUGGCCUUUCGGAAUGCAUCUGCUCGGAUUGCGUGGAGGAAGUUAAAUUCGUUGCCAGUUUUGUCGAAAAAACCAGACAGGCAGAUCGGGUGUUGAGGGAAUUAUGUAAACCCGAGGUGAAGCAAGAAGAUGAAGAACCACAGUUGUACUCCUUGGAAAUCUCCUUACUCGACCAUCCAAAAGAAGUAGAGACCAAGGUGGAAAUUGAGGACAAUGAGAUCACCGACCACGAAGAAGUAGCCGAUACUUCGUUAAUGCAGGACUUUAAAAUAAAAGAAGACCACGACUUAGCAGUAGAUGCAGACGAAACGGAAUCGCACCAGGAUUUUGAUGAUGGUAAUGAUAACGAUAGCGACUAUGUAGGAGAAAAUGCGAGCGACUCCGAUGAAGAUUAUAUGCCCGGGAAAGGUGCCUCCAAGCAGACAGAAUUGAGCUUCGUUGAUGCCAAUUGCACGUUUAGUGAUUCGGACGGAGAACCCAAACAGAAGCGUAAGAAGCGUUCUCCGAAUAAAGUUAAAUUAGAUAAGUCCAUUCCAGUUGAGCUCGACGAUGUCGAAAAGGAAACUUUUACGAUUAUUGAUGUUGGCGAUCAUUUUGUGUGCUGCACAUGCUUCAAGCUAUUUAACAGUGAAGCCGAACUAAUUACCCAUGGAAAAACGGUUCACCAACCUAAAAGGAAUCUUAAUCCGGCAAAGAGACACGUUUGCAAAUUGUGUUUUAGGAGAUAUUCCUCAAAAAUGGCUCUGCAAGACCAUUGCAAGAAAGCAGCUUCAAUUACUCAGGUAUUCGAUUGUAAACUAUGUGACGCAAAAUUUGUAUCGCCACCAAUGCGUUACCAGCACGCACAUAAGCAUCCGCCUGUAGUUCCUAAAUCUGCUAUAAUUGUGGCACCCAUUCCCCUUCAUGCUUUACAAAACGGAACGCUUUGUUGCGCUCAAGGAUGCAAUCAAGUUUUUGAUUCAGAGGAGGAACUUUUAGCACAUUCUACAAAGGAACAUCUGGCAAAUAAAAUUGAAGCAGACCUGAACCAAAACGAGAAGAGAACAGUUCAGUGUUUGGUCUGCUAUCGUAAAUUUAUGGAUGAAAGAGGUCUCAAGCAGCAUCAGCAAAGGCUCUACUUGCCCAAGCGGCACGUCUGUUCGAUAUGUGGAAUAAAAUUUGCUUUUGCGGCCGAAUGCAAACGCCAUGAAACGGAGCAUGUUCCUGUUGAGAAGAAGUUCAAAUGCGAGCAAUGUCCGAAGAAGUACGCCUUCGCGGAUCAGCUGAAGGCGCACGUGAAACGUCACUCGGCCACCAGAGAGUUCAUGUGCAACAUCUGUGGUCAGUCGUACCUGCAGCGGCACAACUUGCAGGCCCAUAUGUGGAAGCACGAAGGUAAGAAACCGUUCGAAUGCGACACUUGCGGAAAAGGAUUCCGAGUCAAAGCGAAAAUGAUUUACCACAAACGGACUCACUCGGGCGAGCGUCCGUUCGCUUGCCGAUAUUGUGAGCAAGCAUUUGCCGACAGUACAAACCGACUAAGACACGAAAUGUCUCAUACCGGUAUCAAACCGUAUAAAUGCGAUUAUUGCGACAAAACGUUCAUUACCAAGCGGUUGAAAAGAGAACAUGAGAAGACACAUUUCAAUUCACGUCGAAAUCAGCACACAUGCAAGACGUUGUAUGAGGAAGCCAUUGAAAUAGAUUAGUGUGUAGCCAUAGAAUUAUUGAUACAUUGUGUAAGGGAGCACAUAUUGAAUUUUAGGGAUAAUAAAACUUUUUUUGACAUAA